Messenger RNA from Cucumis sativus (cucumber), 1927 nucleotides. Its product is annotated as phosphoribulokinase, chloroplastic. Gene Ontology annotation, cellular component: cytoplasm; chloroplast. Gene Ontology annotation, molecular function: phosphoribulokinase activity; ATP binding. The coding region runs from base 321 to 1547 and encodes 408 amino acids. Gene Ontology annotation, biological process: carbohydrate metabolic process. Lineage: Eukaryota; Viridiplantae; Streptophyta; Magnoliopsida; Cucurbitales; Cucurbitaceae. The transcript is spliced from 5 exons. The record is from RefSeq and is a predicted model, not a curated record.
AUCAAGAACUUCAUCUUCAAUCAGGAAUCCAACAUUUCAACUUCUCUUAGGAAAUGACAGUUUUACCAAUGUCCAAUGUCAAAAACUCACACAAAAUCCCUCUUUCCAAUCUAUAUUUUACAAAGAUAACAAGGGUAAUUGAAGAAACUUAGCAGUAAGCAUCGAAGUCUUUUUUGGUUCCUUUCCAAACUGUUGUCUGUUUUCUUGAUCCUAUCUAAAUACUUCCCGUUCAAUGAAAAGAAGAAAGGAAAAGUGAAGGCCAAACUGUCUUACGCUUCAGAAAACCAAAUUAGAGUAACCAAAGAUCUAAACUUCAGACCAUGGCAACAGUCUCUACAGCCAAGUCCCUUAUCUACACACAUUAUUCAGUCUAUUCAUCGUCAAAAACAAGCUUAGGACAUCACCAAGAACAUAUAGUUUUCUUCGCAAGUGGCAAAAAAUCCAAGAGUGGCAAAGCCAACACGAAUCCAUGGCUGAUAACCUGCUCAGCAGGUGACCAACAGACAGUUGUGAUUGGUCUAGCAGCAGAUUCGGGGUGUGGGAAAAGCACUUUCAUGAGAAGGCUAACUAGUGUAUUUGGAGGUGCAGCAAAGCCACCAAGAGGUGGAAAUCCAGACUCCAACACACUCAUAAGUGACACUACAACUGUGAUAUGUUUAGAUGAUUAUCAUUCAUUGGAUAGAACUGGAAGAAAACAGAAGGGAGUUACUGCACUUGACCCAAGAGCUAAUGAUUUUGAUCUCAUGUAUGAGCAAGUUAAGGCUCUCAAAAGUGGAAUUGCAGUUGAGAAGCCUAUUUAUAAUCAUGUCACAGGCCUUCUAGAUCCACCUGAGCUUAUCAAGCCUCCUAAGAUCCUUGUCAUUGAAGGCCUGCACCCGAUGUACGAUUCACGAGUUAGGGAUCUUCUAGACUUCAGCAUUUACUUAGAUAUCAGCAACGAGGUCAAAUUUGCUUGGAAGAUUCAGAGAGACAUGGCAGAGAGAGGCCAUAGCCUUGAGAGUAUCAAAGCAAGCAUCGAAGCGCGAAAACCAGAUUUCGACGCAUAUAUCGAUCCACAAAAGCAAUACGCGGAUGCGGUGAUGGAAGUACUGCCAACGAGAUUGAUUCCAAAUGACGAUGAAGGCAAAAUUCUUAGAGUUAGAUUGAUAAUGAAAGAAGGAAUAGAGAAUUUCAGUCCAGUUUACCUGUUUGACGAAGGAUCAACAAUCUCAUGGAUUCCUUGUGGAAGAAAGCUUUCAUGUUCUUAUCCUGGAAUUAGGCUCUCUUGUGGCCCUCAAACUUACUUUGGUCAUGAGGUAACCGUAAUGGAGAUGGAUGGGCAAUUUGAUAAAUUGGAUGAGCUUAUCUAUGUAGAAAGUCAUCUAAGCAACAUUUCCACCAAAUAUUAUGGUGAAAUUACUCAACAAAUAUUGAUGCACUCUGAUUUCCCAGGAAGUAAUAAUGGAACAGGCCUUUUUCAAACCAUUAUUGGCUUGAAAAUUAGACACCUUUAUCACCAAAUUAUAGCCACCAAACAACUCUCCAACAUUCAAUCCGCAAAAACCUAAAAUUCACCUUCGUUUUCUUGGUACAACAACAAUAACCAGGCGAAAAAUCGAAUCUUCGACUUCUAAAUUGAAAGACUGUGUCAGUUUUUGUUAGCCUAAGUUCACUUUAGUGCCUAAAAGUCUCUUUGGGUUUUAUGCUCCAAAGUUGUUAAUUGAGAGAUUGAACAUAUCGACUUUUAGAAUGGUACGUAAUUGGUAACUUAUCAAUUCGGUUUGGUUAAUUAGUUGGUAUUAGUUGUAGUUUUGUGAUAUUUAGGGAAUUGAAAAUGUUGUUAAAAUAUGUAAUGAUAUUGGAGAAUUAUUAUUAUUUAAAAGAAAAGACAUUCUAGGAAGAGAUAUAUUGCCUCUCUAUCUCAAUAAAUUUUCUUCUCUUGAGAUAA